Rasamsonia emersonii CBS 393.64 is the source of this 1032-nucleotide messenger RNA. RefSeq names its product 2-dehydropantoate 2-reductase. Lineage: Eukaryota; Fungi; Ascomycota; Eurotiomycetes; Eurotiales; Trichocomaceae. The record is from RefSeq and is a predicted model, not a curated record. Gene Ontology annotation, cellular component: mitochondrion; cytoplasm. The transcript has a single exon. Bases 1 to 1032 code for a protein of 343 amino acids. Gene Ontology annotation, biological process: pantothenate biosynthetic process. Gene Ontology annotation, molecular function: 2-dehydropantoate 2-reductase activity; NADP binding.
AUGUCCUGGGAACAGGCAAUAUCGGAGCCACGGUUGCGCACGCCCUGGCCGGUUUGCCGGACCCGAUUCGGCCCCGACUCACAUUGCUCCUCCACAGAAAGAGCCUCCUCGAUGCCUGGAGGAAAAAGAGGAGAGAAGCUCGAUGUGCUGCGGUACGAAGACGGUGCGUCGCAGCCUCGGGGCGGUAUAGAUGUCGAGCUGGUUGAGCAACAGCCAUCGGAGAACGCCGCUUCAGCUGGGAACGACAAAAUCGACCAUCUCAUCGUCUCCGUCAAAGCAGCACAGACAGUCAGCGCCUUGAGACCGAUCAAAGACCGGCUGGGCCCAGACAGCACGAUUCUGUUCCUGCAAAACGGACUGGGCAGUUCGGACGAGGCGGCUGAGAAAUUGUUUCCGACCCUGGACACGCGGCCUCGGUUCAUGCAGGGGAUUGUCUUAACCGGAGCUUGGACCAUAGAGCCAUUUGUUGUCCGGCAAGCAUCUCCGGGCGCCAUUUUUCUGGGCAUCCUCCCACGUAGCGACAAGAACGACGUCGUUGAGAGUUCGCGAUACCUGAGCCGAACCCUGACCCAGGCUGAGGUCCUUGGCGCAAAGGAGGUUGAAUACACGGACCUCUUACAGCGGCAGCUGGAGAAGCUGGUCGCCAACUGCAUCGCCAAUCCGCUUACAGCCAUCCUAAACGAGAACAAUCACAUCCUCGUUCAGGCAGAGAUGCAGCCCGUGAUUCGGUCGUUGAUCGCGGAAUGCGCACGCAUCAUCAGGGCUCUACCGGAACUGCAAGGCGUCCCCGGCGCGCAGGAGAGAUUCGCCACCCAGGCGCUCGAGGAGCGGCUCCUGGCGUAUCUGCCCCAGGUGCAGCACAAUAUCUCUUCGAUGUGUCAGGAUAUCCGGGCGGGGAAGAAGACGGAGAUUGAGUACAUCAACGGAUACCUGGUCAAGCGGGCGAAGGAGCUCGGCGUGCCGUGCGAUCUGAAUGCUAUGCUGUUGCAGAUGGUUCUGACGAAAGAUGCUCUGCUUGCUGAGAGGCGGUAG